Nerophis lumbriciformis (worm pipefish) is the source of this 3096-nucleotide messenger RNA. Its product is annotated as BPTF-associated chromatin complex component 1-like. NCBI's taxonomy places the organism in Eukaryota, Metazoa, Chordata, Actinopteri, Syngnathiformes, Syngnathidae. Gene Ontology annotation, cellular component: NURF complex; MLL1 complex. The record is from RefSeq and is a predicted model, not a curated record.
AACGACUGAUCACUGUAACGUAUUCAAUCUUACUGGACAAAUGUGAACAAAAUUACAAUAUGACGACUAAUUGUAUCUGUUAGUUAAAAAUUGUAUGCUUAAAUCUAAAACGAAGUUUUAUAUUAUUGAUAUUUACGAGGGGCGGCGAAGACCGCAUCAGUCUCCUACUUGUAUUCGGUUUCAGGACACAGUUUGUGUAUUUCUUGCCGUAAUGUAACAAUUGACGGCAGUCGAAGCAUUAAAAUCACGAUGCAACGUUUUGUUGGGAUGCUGGACUCCUCCUGACGGCGAUGCAAACAGCAGAGGACACUGCUAGCUGUUAGCUGUAGCUACAUUGUUGUUAGCAUACUCGCUGCCGCCUAAAAAGCGUCAUUGAACCCAAACCGUCUUCUCCCUCGCUCGGUGACGCAAAGAUGACAUCGGCUUCCACCAAAGUCGGAGAAAUCUUCUCUGCAGCUGGUGCUGCUUUCACCAGACUUGGAGAACUCACCAUGCAGCUUCACCCAAUGGCUGAGUCCAACCCUGCAAGUGGUCAGACAAAGAACCCAGUGAAGAGGAAGUAUGACGAGAUGCCUCGGACCUGCAUCGCCGGCCCACAAAAGGCAGUGAAAAAAGCUGUCGUCUCCGCUGGCGUCGCCAUGGUGACAUCGGGCACUCCCACCGCCACCCUAUCUGUGCCCACGCCUCACGUUGUCACAGCGACAGUCCAGCAUAGCAGCCAGCCCGCCACAAAGAAGCGGAAAAUGGCAGAUGUGACCCUCAGUGCUCUGAAUGACUCGGACGUCAACAGCGAUCUUGUGGAUAUUGAAGGACUGGGCGAAGCAUCCACCUCUAAAAAGAUCAACUUCGAUCAAGAUACCUUAAACUUGGACUCCGGUCUCAUCAUGAACUCCAGCGAUCUUCCUCUGCUGUCCCACUGACCCCCCCCGAAAAGGAGUCAUCAAGCAAGCAAAGACAUUAGCGCGAACAUUCCUUGUACCGUAUUUAUUAUUGUCUUGCUUUGUGACAUUUCCCUUUUAUUUCUCAAAAGAGAAAAAACAAUUCCAGACGACAGUUUGUUUUGAAUUAUCCAAUAACAGCAAUUUAUUUGUAAAUCUGAGACACUCAGGUGGGAGACACAUUUUCAAGUAAUAACACGGAAUAGAUUUUGCAUGACAUUUUUACUGGGUGGGUACAGUUUUUGCAAGAAUUGUACAAUACGCUAGUGAUACUGUAGUGCAGGUGUGUCCAAAUAUUUUCUACCACACUCCAAAAUUGGUGGGACUUAAAAACAUUUUGUACAGUAAAGAUGCUAAAAACCAAUCCAAUGUAUGUCAAUAAGAUAUCUUAACAAAACAUACACACUUUUGCAAUGUUGUAUAAGUGACAAAGCAAGUUUGUGUAAUACUAUCAAAUAUUUCAAUUAAAUUUUUUUUUGUUGCAAUAUGCAUAAGAAGAAAAAGACAAAAAAUGGCCACACUUGAGACACUCCUAGUGUAAUAAUGUUACGUCAUAGAACUGAUUGCCUGCAUGCUGCAUUUUGACAUUAGAUUUUUCACAUUUUCUGAAUACGUAUUGUUUAGAAAAGCUUGCGGUGGUCAAAUUUGGAUUAGGAAAUUAGCCACAUUGUAUGCACACACACACACACACACACACACACACACACGUGUAAAAUAUUCAAACAUGGUAAUAAUUUAAACCAAUGAAAAAAUAAAAUGAGUAAAAAAAUGUCAGUUUUGUGAUAUGUAAUGAAUGUUCUGUGAAAUAAUAGACAUUUUAGGGCUGUUUUUCUUUUGAAGGUGUUUUGUCGAGCGUGUGUGCCUGACUGGAGCAGCACACAACACACUGGUAAUGCACAAACAAGAUACCAGUAAUGAUGUGCUGCUAAAGCCGAACACACAAUCAUGUUUGCUGAACUGUAAUAAGAAUAAUGGAUUUUAUUUGUAUUGCACUUAACAUUUGAAUAACAAAUAGACCCAAUAUAAUCAAGUAACACAUGCUAUCAGAUUACUAGGGGUGUGGGAAAAAAAUGAAUUCGAAUUCGAAUUGCGAUUCUCACGUUGUGCGAUUCAGAAUCGAUUCUCAUUUUAAAAAAAUCUAUUUUUUUUCUUUUUAAAUUAAUCAAUCCAACAAAACAAUACACAGCAAUACCAUAACUAUGCAAUCCAAUUCCAAAACCAAACCCGACCCAGCAACACUCAGAACUGCAAUAAACAGAGCAAUUGAGAGGAGACACAAACACGACACAGAACAAACCAAAAGUAGUGAAACAAAAAUGAAUAUUAUCAACAGUAUACAAUUUCAACAUAGCAGUGAUUAAAAAUCCCUCAUUGACAUUAUCAUUAAACAUUUAUAAAAAUUAAAAACAAUAGUGUCACAGUGGCUUACACUUGCAUCACAUCUCAUAAGCUUGACAACACACUGUCCAAUAUUUUCACGAAGAUAAAAUAAGUCAUAUUUUUGGUUAAUUUAAUAGUUAAAACAAAUUUACAUUAUUGCAAUCAGUUGAUAAAACAUUGUCCUUUACAAUUAUAAAAGCUUUUUACAAAAAUCUACUACUCUGCUUGCAUGUCAGCAGACGGGUAGAUCCUGCUGAAAUCCUAUGUAUUGAAUGAAUAGAGAAUCGUUUUGAAUCGGGGAAAAAAAUCGUUUUUUAAUCGAAAAUCGUGUUGAAUUGAAAAAAAAAAGGAAAGAUUUUGAAUCAAAUCGUGACCCCAAGAAUUGAUAUUGAAUCGAAUCGUGGGACACCCAAAGAUUCACAGCCCUACAGAUUACUAUUGCUACAGCAAUCACACAACACAUUUGUAAGUGAAUUAUCCAGUGUGCAGCAUUGAAUUGUUAUAUUUAAAGAUGGGAGUAGGAGAAAGGAAUUCAUUGUACUCUCUCUCACACUACUGGGGGUCUCUUAACAGGUAGCUGACCAAAGGGUCAAGAAUAUUUUCUCAACUCUUGAUUUAUAGCGGUUUAAUUAAGACACGAUCCCUCCACUGAAUGACAAAUUACAACAGACGAACAUGAAAACAAUGGCCGCACUACUUGAGUGGAGAUCUGCUUUGUGAGUCAAGAACAAUUUAAAAGUAAUGUAAAUAAAACACAAAUAGCUCACCUUUCCUUUCC